UGUUGGCCAUGAUAGUAAACGCCGACAAUAUGGCCGCCCCCUUAAACACGUGGCAUGUCUACCUAGGCAGCCCUUGCCGACGCAGCUGACGUAAUUCGCCCAUCAUUAGGAGUGAAAGUUGGUCUUCAUAUUGCAUCAUCUCCUCUGGCUCAUCUUCAUAUAAGCAUUGGAGCUAUUGUUCAACAUUCAUGUCGCAGUAGGUCGCCGUCACAUUGGUUUGCACGGGAUCACCCUUUGAUUUUGCUGUCGAAGAUUGUCAAAAGACACGUAAAAACCUCAAAUUUGGUACUGAAACCCAUCGCAGACUUGUGAGUUAGGCCUUCACUUUAAUUUAUUCACCGGCUUCGAAUAUGGGAGAUACGUCUGGCGAUGCCAAUGCUGCUGCUGUGGAACUGGCACAGCUGUUCAUAUCAGAGAAGGUUGGGGAUGACACAACAGGAGAUGGCUCUGAGAAGAAACCCUUCAAGACCUUACUGAAGGCCAUGCAUCAUGCUGGAAAGGAACCAUUCCCACCAUUCAUGACUGAUGGGAAGGAUGAUAAAAUGCUCUGGGAGGUGGUGUCUCAGUCCCAGAUCAAGAAGGUCCGUAAGAUAUGGCAACGAGAGGUAACCAAGGAAAAGGAGCAGGCCCAGAGGGAGGCUGAGGAUUUGGAGCGUCGAGAGAAAAAUUUGGAGGAAGCCAAGCAGAUCAAAGUUACAGAGGAUCCUUCUUUGCCUAAAGCUCUGAAGGUGAAGAUUCGUGACACUGGAAGCCAUCGAGACAAGCGUAUUAAAGUGUCUGGAUGGGUUCACAGGCUUCGAAGACAAGGCAAAGGGUUGAUAUUUAUGACUUUGCGAGAUGGGACUGGCUUCCUUCAGUGUGUCCUCAAUGACAUCCUGUGUCAGACUUAUGAAGCUUUAACUCUCUCCACUGAGGCUACUAUCACCAUCUAUGGCACUUUGAAAGCUGUUCCUGAAGGAAAAAGUGCACCAGGUGGUCAUGAACUGCAGGCUGAUUACUGGGAGCUGAUAGGUGGAUCCCCACCAGGAGGAGCAGACAGCAUUCUCAAUGAGGAUGCUCACAUAGAUGUCCAGCUAGACAACCGACACAUCAUGAUCCGUGGGGAAAAUACAUCAAAGGUGUUGCGGGUGAGGUCAGAAGUGAUACGGGCCUUCCGGGACCACUAUGCCAGCAGGGGUUACUAUGAGGUCACUCCUCCAACCCUUGUACAGACCCAAGUGGAAGGUGGGGCAACCCUGUUCAAGUUGCAAUAUUUCCAUGAGGAGGCAUAUCUCACUCAGAGUUCUCAGCUCUACCUUGAGACAGCCAUGCCUGCCCUGGGUGAUGUGUACUGCAUUGCUCAGAGUUACCGGGCUGAACAAUCACGUACUAGGAGACAUCUUGCAGAGUACACCCAUAUUGAAGGAGAAUGCCCAUUCAUCACAUUUGAGGACUUGCUUGACAUUCUGGAAGACUUGGUCUGCGAUGUGGUGGAUCGCAUCAUUAAGUCAGAUCACAAGGAUAUCAUCUAUGAACUCAAUCCCGAAUUCAAGCCACCUAAGCGUCCCUUCCGUCGACUUGACUACAAAGAUGCCAUCCAGUUCCUUAAGGAAAAUAACAUCACCAAGGAGGAUGGUUCCUUCUACGAAUUUGGGGAUGAUAUUCCUGAACUGCCUGAGCGGAAGAUGACAGACAUGAUAAAUGAACCGAUAAUGCUAAUUAGAUUUCCUGCAGAAAUAAAAAGCUUCUACAUGCCCCGGUGCAAAGAUGAUACCAGAGUCACAGAAUCGGUGGACAUAUUGAUGCCAGGAGUGGGAGAGAUUGUUGGAGGGUCCAUGAGGAUUUGGAAGUAUGAGGAACUGAUGGAGGGUUUCAAGAGGGAGGGCAUUGACCCUACUCCUUAUUAUUGGUACACUGAUCAGGUGAGUGCCUUAAAUCAUUUCAGGUACCCUCUGGGAAUCUGUGCCAUUACUGGUAUUGCAUCAUUUCCCCACGAAAAUAUGGGAGCUGCCCACAUGGUGGGUAUGGACUGGGACUGGAGCGAUUCAUCUGUUGGCUUCUGAACCGAUACCACAUCAGGGAGGCCUGUCUCUAUCCCCGCUUCCCAGACCGCUGCAAGCCCUAGGAGCAUGAUCAUUCCUGUGCAUCAAUCAUCUCCUUUCCCACCUAUUCUAUAUUUGUCAGGAAUGAAGCCUUCAUCUGUGGAAUC
Messenger RNA from Darwinula stevensoni, 2188 nucleotides. The record is from the annotation of a GenBank genome assembly. NCBI's taxonomy places the organism in Eukaryota, Metazoa, Arthropoda, Ostracoda, Podocopida, Darwinulidae.